GUUGGACUUGUCGGGUCUUUCUCAAUUGCUUGACUUCGUGUAACAUCCGCCAGCCUUGUGCCACUGCAACGGAAUUUGUUAAUAAAUUGCGAGCCGCCAAUAACUAUGAUCAAUUUGCGACAAUGUCUGGUUGCGCUCGCGAGCGCAAGUACCGUGCUAGCUGCAUCGUCCUACGCAACGCUCGAAGUCCGGAAUGCUGGAGUACCUGCUGGACAGUCGAAGAAUGUCAGCGGAAUUGAAAUAUACCACUCGUACCCGCCCAACAGCAACACCUCAGAGAAGGCGAUCAUCCACUUGACUGACAUCUAUGGUCUCCCAUUGCUACAGAACAAGCUGCUUGCAGACUCGUUAGCCAGCAAUGGCUAUCUGGUUUUGGUCCCAGAUCUCUUCGCUGGUGAUGCAGUCGGUGUGGAAGAGCAUGAAGCUGGUCUCAACUUGACUGAGUGGCGCGCGCUGCACCCCCAGUCCGACAUCGAAGCCGUGAUCACCAGUACAAUCCAGUAUGCGCGGAAUGAGCUCGGCAUUGAGAAGCUCGGAGGCGUUGGGUACUGUUUUGGUGGAAAGUACGUGGGGAGGUGGUUGAAGGGAGACGAUAGUGGCUUUGAUGUAGGCUUCGUUGCGCAUCCCUCGAACCUCCUGGAGACUGAAAUUGAGGCGAUUGCUGGGCCUCUGAGUAUUGCUGCAGGCACACUCGAUGCAAGCUUCAAUGCCACGGCAAAAUCGAAGGCGGAGAGCAUCUUGAACUCGAACAACAUCACCUUCCAGACCAACCUGUACUCGCAAGCCCCGCAUGGAUUCGCGGUGCGACCAAACAUGACGAUUCCGCAAGAGGUCUAUGCUAAGCAAGCGAGUUUCGUGCAGGCCGUGACUUGGUUCGAUGCGUGGCUGUAAGGGCGUUCGCGGAAGUGCUAGAUGAGGAAAGGCGCGAUCUGGGGCGACGCGUUCAUGUACCGGAAUGUAGCGCUAUUUCACGCUAUCCGAAAAGGAAGUCACCGCGCGCGACACCCUCACGUAGCCAGCAAAGUGUUCGCUGCCGGCUGAAAAUGCAACAAUAAAGAUGCGUCACCAGCUACUUAGAACUUGUGACUUCAUAUCCUCGAGUUGAUCAGAUU
Molecule: messenger RNA, 1112 nt
Organism: Didymella exigua CBS 183.55
Lineage: Eukaryota; Fungi; Ascomycota; Dothideomycetes; Pleosporales; Didymellaceae
Product: alpha/beta-hydrolase
Exons: 5
Coding region: 106-891 (261 amino acids)
Molecular function (GO): hydrolase activity
Source: RefSeq, a predicted model, not a curated record